Phragmites australis (common reed) is the source of this 1826-nucleotide messenger RNA. Its product is annotated as low-temperature-induced 65 kDa protein-like. Gene Ontology annotation, biological process: response to stress; response to abscisic acid. Lineage: Eukaryota; Viridiplantae; Streptophyta; Magnoliopsida; Poales; Poaceae. The record is from RefSeq and is a predicted model, not a curated record.
CGUCAAACUUCUCCCGGCCAUACCUGCUCUGCCACUCAGCUAUCUGAGCCCUUGGAAUCACGAGCCCAAAACAGCCCCGUCAUCUUCGAUCGCGAAAUCCAGUUUGAUCAGUAGUGACAUUGCGACGGCGAUGGACGCGCCGGCGAUGCUCACGAGCAAGCACGUCCCCGAGGACGUCGGCCUCCGGAACACCGUCGAGGACGAGGGAGCAACCGGGGGGCAAGGGCAGCUGCACCGUGACGAGAAGCAGCACAAGCCGAUGAUGAAGAAGGUGAAGGAGAAGGUGAAGCAGAUCAAGAAUACCCUCGCCGGUCAUGGCCACGGCGGUGAGCACGUCGACGACGGGCGCAGAGGCGUUGACGGUGGAAGCACUAGCGGCGAGGAGGACGUGCUGGAGAGGGAGGCAGCGAUGGAGAAGGGCGGGUACGUGGAGGACGCCGAGGACAAGCCCGUCGUCAUGGAAUCCGAGCCCGAGGUGCACGGCGCGCCCAUGUACGAGUCGGCGAAGGCACCGGCCGUGCAGGACCUCGUUGCAAGGCGCGAGCCGGCGAGGAUACCGGCCGUGCAGGAGGUGGAGGGCGACGACGCCCCCAGGGUGCAGCCCGGCGGCCCCGCCGUCGAGGACCCGGCCGCGCCGCGCUCCACGACGCCCGCGGCGCGAGAGGGGGAGGACAUAGGCACGACGCCCGUCGUGCGAGCUUUCGAGUCGAUGACCGUGUCCGACGACCCGCCGCACGUCGGCGCGGGGAAGAAGGACGUCCCACCGGAGGAGUGGAAAGACGCGGCCGCGGAACCGAUGGACAGCGCGUCCGGUGACGCGAGCUACACGAACAAGCUCAAGAACGCGGCCGCGGGCACCACGGAGUACGGCAAGAAGCUGGCCACCACGGUGUACGAGAAGGUCGCCGGCGUCGGUCCUGCCUUGAGCGCGGGGAAGCGCAACGAAGAACGAACAGAGGCAGUGCCAAUGUCGGACGCCGGCGGGGAGGAGUGGAAAGACGCCGUUGCCACGGACGCGACUGACAACACGUCUGGCGCGGGCUACACAGGCAGGAUCAAGUCCGCGGCCGCGGGCACCACGGAGUACGGCAAGCAUCUGGCGACCACCGUGUACGACAAGGUUGCCAGCGUCGGCACCGCCGUUGCGCCCAACCUCCGUCCACAGGUGGGUGUGGAGAAGCCGGAAGACGGACGCGAUGGGAUAAUGCCCGUGUCGGACGCCGGCGCAGACGAGUUGAAAGAAACCGCGGCCACGGACGCGUCCGGCGGGGGCUACACGGACAAAAUCAAGUCCGCAGCUGCCGGCACUACGGUAUACGGCAAACAGCUGGCGACCACCGUGUACGAGAAGGUCGCAGGUGUCGGCACCGCUGUGGUGGGUAAAGUCCAGCAGGCCACGCACUCGGCUGCCACCGCGACGCCUGGCGUCGGCACGCAGCAGGAGGACACGAGCGCGACGGUCACGCCCUUGAGUGGGCAGGCCACCCCCAUGACGGGGUACAUCGCCGAGAAGCUGCGGCCCGGGGACGAGGACCGCGCGCUCAGCGAGGCGAUCUCCGGCUCCGUGCACCGCCGCAAGGAUGCAGGGGGAAACGAAGCGAAGGAAGGCGUCGCGGUGGUUGCAGGGGAAGAGCCUGUCCGGGGGGAGGAGGUCGGCGACAGGAAGCUAAACACGAAUACCAUGUGACUGUGUGACUGUGUCAGUGUGCACACGUGUGAACGAUGUGGUUACUAGUGUGGAGGUUGUACUCGAAUAAGGCACUGGUCGUGUGCAGUGCAGUUUUAUUGGGGCUUCUUCUCAAGUGUGCUUUUGCGCUUUGGUUUAA